AUGCAUGAAAGAAAUAUUCAUAAAAGUUCGUUUACCAAUUUUGAUGAAUUAAGCAAAAAACAUGCAUUUAUAAAUAUAUUUUUGCACAAAAAUAAGAAUGGGAAGUUAUAUUACGAUUUUGGGAAAUCUUUAGCUACCUAUUUUUUGAGUAAAGCAAUACUAAAAGAAUACUACGGCCUCAAUUUUUAUUUGCCAUAUGUUGAUUAUGAAAAAAUUGAAGAGGUUUUAGGACACAUAUCAUUAUUGUCAAAAGACAUAAAUAACGAAUCUGCGAUUAUAUAUGUGAAUGAUAUAGAAGAAUUUAAAAAUAUAAUCUUAAAUUUGUAUCACGAAUACAACAACAAGUUACUAAAUUCAAGCAGUGAAGGUGAAAAUGGUAUACUGAACAACCCAAAUCAUGAAUUAAAAUGGGAGUAUUCCAUCGAAACAGAGGAAGAUAUGAAUCAGAAAAGAUUUCUAUGUCCAUGUAUUCCUGGUAGAGCUAAUUACAUUCAUUUUUUAUCCGAUUUGACUGUAUUAACUACUGUGAAUGAAGAGGUUUCAAGUGAAACUAAAGGUGGUGAAGAGACGAAUGAAUCAGUAAAUAAUUAUGAAGAGAUAAAAAAUGUAAAACAUCUUACUAUACUAUAUGGCAGUUUAAUUAAAGUACUUGAUAUUGGAGUAGGUGCAAAUUGUAUCUAUCCACUUCUCGGAAAUUGCAUAUACGAUUGGUCAUUCACAGGGGUAGAUAUAAAUCUAGAUUCUUUAAAAUAUUGCUAUAUAAAUAUUUUACUAAAUAAUAAAGAAAAUAGUAUCUUAUUGAAAUAUCAAAAGGAUAAGAAGAAAAUAUUUAAAAAUGUAAUAAAUGAUACGGAUAUGUACUUUUUCUCAAUGUGUAAUCCUCCUUUUUACAGUAUCGUAGAAGAAGUUAAUAAAAAUCCGUUUAGAAAUUUACAAGCCAAUGUAGAUGAGGUGGUUUACUUUGACAAAGACCAAGUUACAACUACAGAAGCUGAAGAGGUGAUAAACACAGCUAGCCAAACAAGACAGGAGGAUAUCUUAAACGUUGAUCAACAAAACGAUCGUUAUAUUAACAAGAUUUAUGAAAAUACGAACGAAAAAAGGGGAAAUGUCAAUUUAGAAACUAACGAUUUUAUAGCAUCUUCUAUUAAUCCUGAGGAGGAACAUGUUAGUGUGACCCAAGUAGUAAAUGAAGAUCUGAAGAAAAACGAUAUAAAACAUUGUAUAUACAACAAUGACAACACUGGAGGAGAAUAUGCUUUUAUCUUAAAUAUGAUUAACGAAAGCAGUUGCUAUUUUUACAACGUAAUAUGGUUUAGUACUUUAGUAUCUAAAUUUAAAAAUGUUAAAUUAGUAAAAAAAGAAAUAAUAAAAUCUAUGAGAAUGUACAAUAUACAAGGAAAAAACCAAGUAAUUUUUCUUAAUGCCCUUAUAAAAAAUAACAUACAUUUUAAUCAAUAUGUUCAAUUUCAAAAUGUAGAAAAUGCAUUCAUUCCAGUUUAUAUAUCUCAAUAUAGAAUAUUCGAAUCACAUACUGGAAGAAUAACUAGAUGGAUUAUUUGUUGGUCCUAUUAUUGCGAAGAGCAAAUAAAUUAUAUAAAAAAAUUAUUGCACGAACGAAUUAUUAACGUCUAA
Messenger RNA from Plasmodium gonderi, 1635 nucleotides. RefSeq lists its product as hypothetical. The transcript has a single exon. The record is from RefSeq and is a predicted model, not a curated record. Gene Ontology annotation, molecular function: 23S rRNA (adenine(1618)-N(6))-methyltransferase activity. Gene Ontology annotation, biological process: rRNA base methylation. Lineage: Eukaryota; Apicomplexa; Aconoidasida; Haemosporida; Plasmodiidae. Gene Ontology annotation, cellular component: nucleus. Bases 1 to 1635 code for a protein of 544 amino acids.